This is a messenger RNA of Danio rerio (zebrafish), 3099 nucleotides long. The record is from RefSeq and is a predicted model, not a curated record. NCBI's taxonomy places the organism in Eukaryota, Metazoa, Chordata, Actinopteri, Cypriniformes, Danionidae.
CGGGGUGUGGGCGGAGCCUUAUGGUUAGGCUGGACGGGUGUUUAUCAGAAGCGAGAUCGAGCUUCUCAGGUUUUAACCACGCAGUGCAUAAAGUAAACCUGGUCUAUGAGAGAAUGAAGGAACGAUAUCAGCGGGUAUGGAAAGUGCUGUUUAUAGCAUGUAGAAAAUAAAGCUAAAACUUUUAACGUUAAAUAAUUUGAGAAGAUUACCGAAGAACCUCCGUGCUGCUUCUGAUGGUCAGCGAUGUCACUUCAGAAGGAAGCAAAGAAUUGAAUGCCCGCCCGUGGACAUUCCGUAAACGAGUGAACCAUUCGGUUAACGGGACGUUGCGUCAUACUGGAGUUUUUACAUAGGCUACGCGAAUGCCGUGAGUGAUGGCAUGGCAGAAUGCUAAGCUGCAUUUUCUUUUACUACUGAACAUGUGGAUAUGCUCUCAAGGCUUGUUCGCAUUUGAAGUGGAUGUAAACUGCUGGUGGAAUCAAGCCCUUCCUGUGGAUCGCGAUGUGUCUGUUUUGUGCCAUACAAGUGCACAGGGAAGAGCAUACAAGUGUGAUCUCUGCCAACUUCAUGUUAUCACGUCGGGGCACCAGUUAACCAGCACAUGUGCCAACUCCACUGAAACCUUCAGCUUUUCUAUUCCAGUAGAGCAUAGAGAGCACAUUAACUGCUCAUGCAGUGGAAGUACCUGCAAUGUGAAAGCACAAGGAGGCUAUCCACCGUCUCCCCCAUCCCACCCUAAUUGUGUUAUCGAAGACCUGGUUAAAGAAGAUAUUUAUUGCUCCUGGACUAUAUCUGAUGAGCCGAUGAUUACAACUGUGUACACUCUUCAUUGGCAAGAUUAUGAAGGGAACGUAAAUUCUGCAGAGAGUGAUUGUGAAAUGGCCAUCAUUAACCGUGACAAGUACACAAAAGGCACUCAGAUGACAGUAUGGGUCACUGCUAGAAACGUUUUGGGUUAUGCGCGGUCUGAAGAAUCUGUCUUCAACACAGGCCAUAUCAGGCGGCCAGACCCCCCAUACAAUAUGACCCACAUGUUUACACCACUGGAAAUCUUCUGGGACAUGGACUGUGACAUUAUGGGCACAUUAGAUGAGUGUCACGUGCAAUACCACAUGCAAAAUCACAUGCUAGACUGGACCGAGGUGGAUGAUUGCCAGAGCAUGUUUCGAAUAGAGGAUCCACAGCCGUUCACUCAGUACAGUUUUCGCGUUCGCUGCCACUGUGGACAUGAAGAGAAAGUCAUGAGUAACUGGAGCUCAGUGUAUUCAGUGCGCACGCCUCCUGCAGCUCCAGUUGGACAGCUGGAUGUUUGGAGUGACUGCGCACCUAAUUCUGACAAAUCAUCUUGUAACGUUUAUUGGAAGGAAAUGCCCCUGUCUCAGGCUCGAGGGGAAGUUACGAGUUAUAUUGUAACGCUGACGCUUAAAAAUGGCACUGAGAUUAAGCAGGUUGCGAGGCAGAAGAGAGACGCUGGAAACCAGCAUCGCACUGAACACAGCUGCCCACAGCUCAGACACUUCCCUUUAAAACCCAGCGUUGUGGGGGUUUUUGUGUCUGCCAGCACCUCAAUGGGCACAUCCGACCCCACACUCAUGCCAUUUCCUGAGAGGGAACAGUCUAUACCUGAGGUGCAUCUGAAUGUAAGGAGUGAGAAGCAGGCUUUGUUGGCCUCAUGGUCUGUUCAGCCGGAGUUAUCUGAGCGCGUCCUGCAGUAUGUAGUCCAGCACGUGUCUGUCGCACCUGACCGCCCGUGCCUGAACUGGCUGAGAGUAGACAGAACACAGAGCUCUGUCACACUCACAGGUGACUUUAAGGACUACAUGGCGUAUAAUGUGUCACUCUUCGCCAUCUUUAACAACCACAGCACUUUCCUCAAUUCAUCUAUUGCAUACACUCGUCAAAAAGUUCCUCCUAAAGUUUCAGUUAUCCAAGUGACGGACAUUUCUCACUCGUCUGUGACUCUGACAUGGAGCCCCAUCCCUGUGAAUGAGAGCAAUGGUGUCAUCCUGCAUUACUUAGUGGGCAUCAACGAGACAGCUUUAAUGUUUAACGUGAGCAGUGCCAGGACAAGUAUACUUCUGUCAGACCUGCAGCCGUCCCGGCAGUAUCAGGCCUGGGUGAGCGCAGUGAGCGAGGCCGGUGAAGGCCCGAGGAGAUUCACCACCUUCUCUACCAGUGACAAAACCAAUGUUGUUAUAUAUGUGGUGCCCACACUGACAGUCAUGGUGGUGAUUGGCCUGAUAUUAGUGUUUAUGUUGUUAUCUUACUGUCACUGUUUUGAGAAGAUUCCAGAUCCAAUAAACAGCAAAUCAUUUAAACACAUGAACUUACAGUAUGUGUGGCCACUGCUCCGUUCUUCGUCAGAAAUCAAUCUGAAGAUCUCAGAGCUGGAGAUCAUGGAGAACCAGCAUCUCAGUGUCCCGUCCCCUCCUUUAGAGACUGAACCGGAGAAUGACAAUCAACUGGACAGAACGACUGAAGGUGGAGAAAAGUGGUUGAAAGGCCCUGAGGAAUCAAACAAAGGAAACACGAACCCUGACUACAGUGAGAUGGUGGAUACUGACGAAGACGAAGAGGAGGGUGGUGUGUUUGAUGAAGAGUGGGGGAAUUCUGUCUCGGACUAUGAAAGACAUUUCAUGCCGUCUAUUGAGGUCAUUUAACUCUGAUAUCUAAUACCUCAGGGGAUCUGCUCUGUACUGUGGUGUCUUAUAGGGACAGUUCUCACAAAAUUGAAAAUUCUGUUUUGAAAAUGUCCAAACCUGUUUGAGAUCUUGAACGCAACAGAAGAUAGACAAUAAUAAUAUAAUAGACACGUUAUGUUAGCUGACCAAUCAGAGCCUCCUGAAGGCGGGCCUUUCGGAGGAACUAGGAAAUAUGAUAGUCGUUUUCAUAUUAGCUGUGCAGCUGUAUAUAAUCUAAGAUAUAAAAAAAAUAAUCAGAUUUUCUACAAAUAAAUGUAUGAACACACAUUGCCUUAGCCACCAAGCCUCAAAAAAAUACACUCUGGACUAGAGGUCUGCAUUUCCGAAUAAAUCGCGGGAGCGGUCGGUAACGGGUUUAAUUUGGGACGGGAGCGGGCUGUCUAGCAAUAUCGCGGAU